AUGAAAUCGCUUAAAGAGAGAAUGUAAAAAAUAGACAAAAUAUGUUAAAAGCUCAACAUUCCUGAUUAAAAUAAGGGUCUUUUCAAACGAAAGAAGAACAAUUCAUGCAUAAUGAAGGAACAAGACAAGAACAUUAACAAUGUUAGCAUGAUUAGUUCAAAUGCGGGGUGUAUCAUUAGUAGAACCUAAUUGAAAAAGCAAUAGUCAAUUUAGAUGUUGUAAUGUGAUACAGUUAGAAGUUAAACAUUAUCCUUGAAAUAAUUAAAGAUGAUUCACGAACAAGACUAGAUUCAGUGCAUGUAAUCGUAAAAGGAGGAGUUACAAAAUUAGAUUAACUAAUUAGUGUAAAUGAAAAAAUAAAUAUAAGAACAAGAGGAGAAAAAGAAAAAACAAUUUAUCACUUAAGACGCUUCACUAUUGCCACAAAUGCUCAAGUUGUAAUAGGAGAAAGUGUCAAUUGAAAAUGAGAUCAAUUAGAUUGAUUCUAAAAUUGAACAAGUCAGAUAUUGCAACAUUAAUAAAUUACAAGUACUUCAAAAAAGAAACUGGAAGGAGGAGAAAAAGUCAUUCGAAUAAAAAUGGUUGGACCUUGAAUAAAACGAAUCUAAAAUUCAAAUAGAUGACAAGUUAUACAAUCUUUUCAUCCAUGAUUCUCCACCUUAAGAACAAGUUGAUUAAAAGACUAUUGAUACCUUAACAAAGGAAGUGGAAGAUCUAUUAUGUCUUAAAUUACCAGAUGAGUAGGAAGAUUAAUAAGUAGAGCAAAGUCAAAGAAGCAAAUUAAAUUAGAAUUAUUAAUCUCCAUUAUACAUUAUUGAAGAAGAGCAAUCUGUGGAAUUGUCUUUUUAAAAAUUAUGA
Paramecium tetraurelia is the source of this 858-nucleotide messenger RNA. RefSeq lists its product as uncharacterized. The transcript is spliced from 3 exons. Lineage: Eukaryota; Ciliophora; Oligohymenophorea; Peniculida; Parameciidae. The record is from RefSeq and is a predicted model, not a curated record.